AUGGCUGAUCAACUCACUGAAGAGCAAAUCGCCGAAUUCAAAGAAGCAUUCUCACUUUUUGAUAAGGACGGCGAUGGAACGAUUACCACUAAGGAGCUUGGCACUGUUAUGCGAUCCCUAGGACAGAACCCAACAGAGGCCGAGCUGCAGGACAUGAUCAACGAAGUGGAUGCUGAUGGCAAUGGUACCAUCGACUUUCCGGAGUUCCUUUCGCUGAUGGCUCGAAAGAUGAAGGAUACCGACACCGAAGAGGAGCUCAUUGAAGCCUUUAAGGUGUUCGAUCGCGACGGAAAUGGAUUCAUCUCUGCUGCUGAGCUCCGUCAUGUUAUGACCAAUCUUGGCGAGAAACUCACCGACGAGGAGGUCGAUGAGAUGAUUCGUGAGGCUGAUGUUGACGGAGAUGGACAGAUUAAUUACGAGGAGUUUGUUCGUAUGAUGAUGGCCAAGUAA
This is a messenger RNA of Perkinsus marinus ATCC 50983, 450 nucleotides long. RefSeq names its product calmodulin, putative. The transcript is spliced from 6 exons. The record is from RefSeq and is a predicted model, not a curated record. Bases 1 to 450 code for a protein of 149 amino acids. Gene Ontology annotation, molecular function: enzyme regulator activity; calcium ion binding. Lineage: Eukaryota; Perkinsozoa; Perkinsida; Perkinsidae.